Messenger RNA from Heteronotia binoei (common prickly gecko), 1498 nucleotides. It is a transcript of the gene MRPL10, whose product is annotated as mitochondrial ribosomal protein L10. Gene Ontology annotation, molecular function: structural constituent of ribosome. NCBI's taxonomy places the organism in Eukaryota, Metazoa, Chordata, Lepidosauria, Squamata, Gekkonidae. Gene Ontology annotation, biological process: translation. The record is from RefSeq and is a predicted model, not a curated record. The transcript is spliced from 5 exons. Gene Ontology annotation, cellular component: mitochondrial large ribosomal subunit. The coding region runs from base 43 to 789 and encodes 248 amino acids.
CCUUUGCUUCUAUCCCAAAAUGCUCUUCUUCUGUUUCCCAAGAUGGCUGCUGCGAGUAGUUGCGCUGGGUUUUGCAGAGCCGGCUGGCAACCCUGCUUUCAGUUCGUCCGCCAUGGCUCCAAAGCCGUCACACGUCACUGGAAGCCGAUGCACUUCUUGAGGCAGCAGCUGAUGGCAGUCACAGAAUACAUCCCGCCAAAACCCCUCAUCGCACCAGAGUGCAGGCCCCCUGUCAAGAUCGACGAAGAGGAGCACGGCUUUGUGAAGUUUCUGCGUCGGCAAGUGGAGCAGACGUUCCGUGAGAACAACAUGAUUGCUGUGUGCCAGUACAACUACGCUCCCGGCGGUGAGAUCGCACUUAUGAGGCACCGGCUGCGAAAGUACAACAUCCACGCCAAAUUCUUCCCCAACGAGGUCCUUAGAGCUGUUCUUAUGGAAUCCAAAUACAAGAACCUUCUCCCUCUCUUUGUGGCCCGCAACCUUCUACUGGUGAGCCCGGAGACCAGAGCCCGGGAGAUGCUGCGGGUCUUGAAAAAUAUCCCACAGAUUACUCUCCUGGGAGGCUGCAUCGACAACACCCUCAUGAGCAAGGAAGGCUUCAACAACUAUGCCAAGCUGUUGUCCAUGGCGACCACCCAAGGGGAAGUGGUGGGGGCCCUUUCUCUCCUGCCCUCCCAGACCAGCACACUUCUGCAGCGUGGCCCCAUCCACUUGGCUUCCUUGCUGGACCAGUAUAUUAAACAGCAGACCAGCAGUGGGGCAGAGGUGAAGGAGGGGGGUGAUUCCUGAGAACGUUGAAAGCCCUUUGACAAAUUCCCUGCAGCUAUUUAUCUCCUCUGUUGGUUGUGUGAUCAUUGCUUGGGUGGGUGGGCUUAGUCGACGGUAGCAAUGAAAUCCUCUUAAUCAAGUGGACUCAGAGAGAUGAGGGGUAGACUGUGAACAAGAGAGCUGUUGGAACACAUAUAUCCCUUUGGGUAUUAGGUCUCUGUUUCAUUUCUAGAACUGGUGUGAUACUAGCCCACCAAAUCAAGUAACCCUAGUUCCUUCCGCAACUGCAGCAGAAUUAACAAGCUUGAGAACUGGAGAAGUCAAAGCCAUCCAGCACCAUCCAGUGCUUCACUUUAUGGUACAGCAUCUGAAAGAAUAAUGCCACAUGAUUAUAAUUGCUAAUCUUAGCAUUAUUACAUUUUUUCAGGGGUUUUUUUUGUGGCAGGAACUCCCUUGCAUAUUAGGCCACACACCCCUGAUGUAGCCAGUCGUCCUGGAGCUUACAGUAGGCCCUGUACUAAGAGCCCUGUAAGCUCUUGGAGGAUUGGCUACAUCAGGAGUGUGUGGCCUAAUAUGCAAAGAAGCUACAAAAAAAGUCCUGCAUUUUUUCAAAAGAAUCCUAUUGUCUAUAUUAUGCUGAGUGACUGGGGAAUAAGUUUGGCAGAAUCCUGGAGCUCUUGCAACUCCAAAGUGAAUCUUGCAAUCUAAAUAAAUGUGGACUUUUGUAAUA